CGGAAGCGCUUAGUCGCCAUUUCAUUGCGGAGUUGGUCGCUGAGCGUUUUGUGGAAGUGCAGCGUCAACAGCGGCGAAAAAUUGGAUCGUAACAACACUCCGCCCUCACCCCAAUGGAAGCCGCCGUCAACCCACCUCACGACAGCUCUCUGGUUGGGUUGUCCGGUGGUAUGAUGGACCAACACACAAGCUCGGGCAAACGCAUUCGUAAGCCCUCCCUGCUGUACGAGGACUUUGAGAGCCCCUCCCUACCCCACACAAUGCCCCAGGGUCCCCCUGCCCCUCCACAGCCCCCAGUGAAGGAUCCUACCCGACCAGGCCGCAUGACAAACCAGCUGCAGUACCUCCAAAAGACCCUGAUGAAGUCUCUUUGGAGGCACCACUUUGCCUGGCCUUUUCAGGAGCCCGUGGAUGCCUACAAGCUUAACCUGCCGGUGGGUUGA
Pundamilia nyererei is the source of this 443-nucleotide messenger RNA. RefSeq names its product bromodomain containing 2b (gene brd2b). Lineage: Eukaryota; Metazoa; Chordata; Actinopteri; Cichliformes; Cichlidae. Gene Ontology annotation, biological process: chromatin remodeling; regulation of DNA-templated transcription. The transcript is spliced from 2 exons. Gene Ontology annotation, cellular component: nucleus; chromatin. The record is from RefSeq and is a predicted model, not a curated record. The coding region runs from base 114 to 443 and encodes 109 amino acids.